Messenger RNA from Notechis scutatus (mainland tiger snake), 2508 nucleotides. RefSeq names its product adenosine monophosphate deaminase 1 (gene AMPD1). NCBI's taxonomy places the organism in Eukaryota, Metazoa, Chordata, Lepidosauria, Squamata, Elapidae. The record is from RefSeq and is a predicted model, not a curated record. Gene Ontology annotation, cellular component: cytosol. Gene Ontology annotation, biological process: IMP salvage; AMP metabolic process. Gene Ontology annotation, molecular function: AMP deaminase activity.
CCAAAGUCAGUUCCUGAAAACUUUACUGAGGUGGUAAGAAAAUGCCACAGGUGAAAAUUCCAGAAACAGAUGACGACAUGCGCUCCUUUGCAGAGUUGGUCUUUGCCUCAGAGGUGAAGGAUGAAGGAGAACGGCAUGAAAUCUCUCCUUUUGAUGUGGCAGAUGUCUGCCCUAUCUCACAUCAUGAAAUGCAAGAUCACAUGAUCAAACAGGACAACACAAAUGUUUCUGAUAAAAGGAAGAAGAUGCUUUUGCGGCUGAAAACCAUUGCGUUGGUUGUUCCUGUUGCUGCACACUGUUCAACAAAACUGUCCACUUUAGAUGAGGUCAUCUCUACUACUGCUAUGUAUGAAGAUGUACCCAAAUUUCAGCGUGUGCAGAUCACAGGGGAUUAUGCCGCAGGGGUAUCUGUGGAGGACUUUGAACUAGUCUGCCAGGGUCUGUAUCGUGCUCUAUGCAUCCGAGAAAGGAAUAUGAUGAAAUCUUUCCAGCGAUUCCCUAAGACUCCUUCCCAGUUCUUAUGCACAAUUGAAAAUGAAGUAUGGAAGCCCAAUGAAGAGAUGUGGCCAGUGUUCACCUCACCAGUGAAGGAUAGUGCAGAUCUUUGGCGAUCUGACAAUCUUCCCGAGAAUCUGAACUACCAUACAGAAAUGAAGGAAGGGGUGGCAUAUGUCUAUGCUGACAAAGAAGCUGCUGCCAGGGGUGAGCCCAUGGACCUGUCCUAUCCUAACCUGGAGGUCUUUAUUGAUGACAUGAACUUCUUGCUUACCCUUAUAGCAAAGGGGCCUGUUAAAACCUAUACCCACCGAAGACUUCGAUUCCUCUCUUGCAAGUUCAACGUACAUGAGAUGUUGAAUGAGAUGGAAGAAUUGAAGGAGCUGAAGAACAAUCCCCAUCGGGACUUCUAUAAUUGUCGGAAGGUAGAUACACAUAUUCAUGCUGCAGCUUGCAUGAAUCAAAAGCAUCUAUUACGAUUUAUUAAGAAGUCGUACCGGUUAGAUCGUGAAAGAGUGGUAUACAAAUCCAAAGAGGAAACAUUGACGCUGAGGCAGCUAUUUGAAAAGCUCAAUCUUCACCCCUCUGAUCUGACUGUGGAUUCACUUGAUGUACAUGCAGGCCGCCAGACUUUCCAACGCUUUGAUAAGUUCAAUGCCAAGUAUAACCCAGUGGGGGCCAGUGAAUUGCGUGAUCUCUACCUGAAGACUGAAAAUGCCAUCAAUGGCGAGUAUUUUGCUACCAUCAUUAAGGAAGUUGGCUCUGAUCUAGAGGAUGCCAAAUACCAAUAUGCAGAGCCACGACUUUCCAUCUAUGGAUGUUCACCAGAAGAAUGGCCCAAAUUAGCUAAAUGGUUCACCCAACAUCGUGUAUAUUCGCCCAAUAUGAGAUGGAUGAUCCAGGUACCCAGAAUUUAUGAUGUCUUUAAGGCAAAGAACUUUCUACCACACUUUGGGAAGAUGCUGGAGAACAUUUUCCUGCCUGUGUUUCAAGCAACAAUCAAUCCCCAGGACAAUAAGGAACUGAGUGUUUUCCUACGUUAUGUUACUGGUUUUGAUAGUGUAGAUGAUGAGUCCAAACAUAGUGGGCACAUGUUUUCUACCAAGAGUCCCAAACCUGAGGAAUGGAACCAUGAAAAGAAUCCAUCCUAUACAUAUUAUUUGUAUUAUAUGUAUGCCAAUAUCCUUGUGCUGAAUCAUCUUCGACGGAAGCGUGGUAUGAACACCUUCCUAUUCCGUCCUCACUGUGGAGAAGCUGGUUCUCUUACCCACCUCCUGGCUGCCUUCAUGACUGCAGAUAAUAUUUCUCAUGGCUUGAACCUGAUGAAGAGCCCUGUGCUGCAGUAUCUCUACUUCUUAGCCCAAAUCCCAAUUGCCAUGUCCCCACUCAGCAACAACAGUCUCUUCCUAGAGUAUGCCAAAAACCCACUCCUUGAUUUCCAUCAGAAGGGACUGAUGGUAUCUCUCUCCACUGAUGAUCCCAUGCAAUUCCAUUACACUAAGGAGCCUCUCAUGGAAGAAUAUGCAAUUGCUGCUCAAGUCUUCAAGCUCAGCACCUGUGAUAUGUGUGAGAUUGCACGCAACAGUGUCCUGCAGUGUGGCCUAUCUCAUGAGGAAAAGCUCCAUAUUUUGGGCAAGAACUAUCAUGAAGAUGGGCCACAAGGUAAUAACAUCUCCAGGACCAACGUGGCGCAGAUCCGGAUGGCCUACCGCUAUGAAACAUUGUGCUAUGAGCUUGAUCUCAUGGCUGAAGGGAUGAAAUCACUUGACUAGGUUGGCGCAUCUUGUAUAUCAACGGUUGGAACCAUGGAGCUGGCUGGAGCCAGAAGAAUACCAUUGCUAUUUAGCAUUAGUCAGUUGUGGGGAGGAAAGAUAGCUUUGACAAUAUUGUUUCAGCUUACAUUAUAUUUUCAAAACAAGAAAAAAAAGUACAGCAUGUUUCCUAAGCCUUUUGGUACUGUUGCACUUCUUUAUUCUACAAAUGUCAGUUUUUCUAACAUCCUGGAUGAAAAAU